Messenger RNA from Aspergillus sclerotioniger CBS 115572, 2286 nucleotides. Its product is annotated as translation initiation factor eIF2B subunit gamma. Gene Ontology annotation, biological process: cytoplasmic translational initiation. Gene Ontology annotation, cellular component: eukaryotic translation initiation factor 2B complex; guanyl-nucleotide exchange factor complex. The record is from RefSeq and is a predicted model, not a curated record. Gene Ontology annotation, molecular function: guanyl-nucleotide exchange factor activity; translation initiation factor activity. Bases 276 to 1865 code for a protein of 529 amino acids. NCBI's taxonomy places the organism in Eukaryota, Fungi, Ascomycota, Eurotiomycetes, Eurotiales, Aspergillaceae. The transcript has 2 exons.
UCACAUCCAAGCCAUCCAUCAUGGCAGUCCAAGACCACUGGGACUGUCGCCAGGAACCUUGUUAUCUUUGGCUGGUCGCAGCGUGUCAUCUGAGUGGUCUGCGUACUGCCCCCAUACCGCGAAGCUGUCGGAAAGCUUUCUCAGAGCACCCCAUCGCGCACUGCCCAACAACCCUCCAUCCCAGCACCGCGUCGCGGGGUUCACCCGAGUGAUCGAUCAUCGCAGAUCGCAGCCUGUGAUUUGAGCUUCCUCGAAGAAAUUUGACCUCAAGUACCAUGCCAUCGUCUGCCCCCGUGCCCGCGACGGGUUUCCAGGCCCUCAUCCUGUGUGGCCCUGGCGUCUCUCUCAACACCUUCACAUCCAACCCCGAAGAGUACCCAAAGAGCCUUGUUCCUAUCGCAAAUCGGCCCAUGGUAUUCUACCCAAUCGACUUUUGCAAGCGGUCAGGAAUCACUGAUAUCACCUUGAUCACGCCCCCGUCCUCCCUUGCUCCACUGCAGGCCGCCCUCAAGCAAAAUCCGCAUCUUACAUCACUCCCCUCGCCGUCGGUAUCAGUGGUAGCCCCGAAAAAUCUCGAGAUGACCACGGGAACUGCCGAGCUGCUCCGUCUACCCGAAGUCCAAGACUGUAUCAGAACCGACUUCCUCCUUCUUCCCUGCGACAUUAUCUGUGACAUACCUGGUGAAUCUAUUCUCGAGGCAUGGAUGGUGACCCAGAGCGCUCUGGGAGGUAAUAACUCGGGCUCUGGAGGGGAGCAAGGGGGUCGUCGCGGCGGGCUUGCCGUGUACUAUCAGACACGAGGCCGAGAGGAGAGCGUUAAAGGCGAAGCUAGCGACUUUGUAGCCAUCGCACCGCUCGAUGAGGAUGAGGCGCCGGCAGUAUCACAUUUGGUUGAUGGGCCAGCAGCCUUGCGGUUUGGCCUAUCGAAACUGGUCAUGUCAAUGCCUAUGGAUACCGUGAAGGAGAGAAUGGAGCAGGACAAAGGCUUCCUUGUUCGCCAUUCAUUAGUCGAUAAGCACUCGCAGGUCAAGAUGUUGACAAGCUAUCGGGAUGCACAUCUCUAUGUCUUCCCGUAUUGGGUUAAGGAUCUAGCGCGUCAUCAGGAAAAGUUGGAGUCAGUAAGUGAGGAUCUCAUUGGCUACUGGGCCAAAGCGGGAUGGCAAAAGAGUCUAGGAGACAAGUUAGGAAUGAACGAAAUUUUCCAUGAUCACAGUGAACAUGAGAAUCGGAGUCAUGAUGGCGAAUUGUUGGAGGAAGAAAUCGAUCUCGAACAGAUCAGUUCUACUAAGACUGGCACCCGGACUUCGAAAUCGAAUGAACAUCCCCAGAUACUCGCCUAUGUACAACGAGGAUCAACGCCGUUUAUUCGGCGGGUCGAUAGCUCCGCGAUACUGCUUUCGACAUCACUUCGGCUGGCCAAGCUAGAAUCCAUUGAGGAGGUUGGCCGUCAGGCAGCAUCGCCUUUCUCCCAUAACCAGAAGAUUGCCUAUCCGGAGGGGGUGGCUCAACGCUGCACUGUUACAAAGAGUGAUUGUCUCCUCGCCGAGAAUGUUACCGUGGAACCGACCUGUGUCAUCAAAGAGAGCGUCAUUGGUCCCAACUGCCAUAUAUCCAGCGGCGCACGGCUCACUCGCUGCGUCCUGAUGGAAGGGGCUGUUGUUGAGUCCAGGGCUCAAUUAACAGGCUGUCUGAUUGGCCGACGAGCGAGGAUUGGCCGUGAAUCCGUGCUCAAGGACUGCGAAGUUCAGGAUGCCAACGUUGUUCCGGAGGAAACUGAUGCCAAGAAUGAGAAAUUCAUGGUGUUCGAGGGUCUGGAUGAUGAUGGAGGCAAUGACAUGGAUGAUCUGGAGGAGUUUGACGAUUAGAUCUGCUGAUGACCGGUUUGAUAUCUAUAUAUUCCACAUACCCCUGCUAUUUAUGACGAGAUAGACUAAAUGACUUGAGGAUCGGACUCACUUGUUCCCAAAUGAUGAACCUCAACGACACAUGGUUUUCAGCAGCGGUAUUGACAGCUCCUGUUCCUAUUCCGAUAUGGACAUCCGGCAGAAAUAAAUAAGUGUCAUGGUAGCCAUACGGCUGACCCAGGGACAAGGAAUGUCCCCAUUGCCAGUAUCUUCCGCAGGAUAGUUUUGAUCUGUUUAUUUCCUGGGAUAGGGUGAACUAGCAGGCUGUAGACAGACCUUGGGCGUAAAGGCAGCCCUCGUGGUACUAUUCAUGUUCUACUUCGAACGCGAUCUGGCAGACAACCUCUCCAACUGGUAUAAAUACCGCACGGAAUAUCCACUU